AUGAAGUUCUCCACCGUUCUCGCCUGGGCCUCACUGGCUUUGGCUACCCCUACCCCUGCCAUUCAAACUCGCGACGAGGACAACACAUUGUGCAAGAUCUUUGAGAGUCUUUCCAAGCUCGAAGACACUGUCUAUGCCUCCAAGGUCAAGAUUGUGGCAGCGGCGGAUGCCUCUGAGCCCGACAAUGAAUCCCAGACUGCUGCCGCCAUUGAGACGGAACUCGAAACGAUCAAUGCUGCCCUCUUGACUGCGUUUGGCAGCACCAAAGGCAAGAAUACGAUUUGCUGGCCCAGUUUGGCAUGCGAGGAGGACCCUGACGUCUACACAUGUUUUCUGGAAACCUGCUCCGCUGCAGCCGAAGCCUCCAUCGACUUGCAAGCCAUCCUGACCGCCAUCUCCGGCCUUUCAGCUGACAUCCGAAAAGCUGUGGCCGAACAAUUGGGCCUCCUCAGGUUCCUGACCGCGCCGUUUCUCGAGUCCAUUCUGGAAUAUUGCAACAAGCUGAGCGAGCAAUGCCCGAUCAAGGUCUGA
This is a messenger RNA of Clonostachys rhizophaga, 531 nucleotides long. Lineage: Eukaryota; Fungi; Ascomycota; Sordariomycetes; Hypocreales; Bionectriaceae. The record is from the annotation of a GenBank genome assembly.